Schizophyllum commune H4-8 is the source of this 780-nucleotide messenger RNA. RefSeq lists its product as uncharacterized. Gene Ontology annotation, biological process: mitochondrial electron transport, NADH to ubiquinone. Bases 13 to 345 code for a protein of 110 amino acids. Lineage: Eukaryota; Fungi; Basidiomycota; Agaricomycetes; Agaricales; Schizophyllaceae. The record is from RefSeq and is a predicted model, not a curated record. The transcript is spliced from 5 exons.
ACCAGCAGCACCAUGUCGGCGACCACGGCGUUCUCGUCGGCUCACCGCUACUACGUCAAGUCCCUCUACAAGCGCAUGCUUAAGGAUGCCCUCGACUGGACCAUCCAGCGCGACAUUUGGCGCAUGAAGGCCAUGCAGAUUCGCGCUGAGUUCGAGGCGAACCGCCACGUCACCGAGCCGCGCCAGCUGUCUGCGCUCUUGGCGAAGGCGGAGGCUCGUCUUAAGGCCGGGCAACACCCCGACCCCGUUAUUCCCCCCAAAUUCCCUGGUGGUACUCAAUGGGAGCGGAAUGCGCCGCCCGCGCACACUAAGCCGCCCUACGACCACGAGCACGAUCUGCACUAGACUGUACCGUGCUUACACAAUCAUCGUUGAAUCUAUCGCCCGUUCGCCGCCCUCAAUCCUCCGCCUUCAGGCAUGAACUCAAUGCAAUUACUAGCGAGUUAUAAUGCAAUCCACUCCAACCUCCUGCUACCAUGCGAGUCUAGACGUCCCUCUCCUCCGUCGCCACCCUCCUCGCCUCCCGCCUCAGCGCCUUCCGCGACCGCUUCUCGCUCACCUUCUUCCCCUUCUUCUCCUUCUUCAUCCUACGUUCCUCCGCCUUCUUCUCGCGUUCCUCCUUCCUCUUGUGGCGCUCUUCCAACAUCUCCAACCUCUCCUCACGCGCUUUGAGCUUCUCCUUCAUCUUCAAAAAAUGGUCGUGAUGCUUCCGCUUGAAGUGUAGCACGAGCGCAGCGGCAUUGGAGAAGGGUGCUUUGCAGAACUUGCACUCAUACUUUC